Messenger RNA from Sparassis crispa, 237 nucleotides. RefSeq lists its product as hypothetical. The coding region runs from base 1 to 237 and encodes 78 amino acids. The transcript has a single exon. Lineage: Eukaryota; Fungi; Basidiomycota; Agaricomycetes; Polyporales; Sparassidaceae. The record is from RefSeq and is a predicted model, not a curated record.
AUGUCGCCCAAGCGUGAGCCCGAGCGGAAGCCGGAGCUCGUGCCCCCCUCCGGGUUCCAGGAGCCCUCGGACCCGUCGCGCGUCGCGCCCGAGGACCGCCCGGAGUCGGUGCGCGGCGUCGGCGCGAAGGAGGAGCCUGAGAACCCGCAGCUGAUUGCGCACGAGAGGGGGGAGCAGGCGACGGACCGCCGGGAGGGUAUUGAGCGGAAGGGCGAGCGGGGGAAGGCGCGGUUGUAG